Lentinula edodes (shiitake mushroom) is the source of this 411-nucleotide messenger RNA. RefSeq lists its product as uncharacterized. NCBI's taxonomy places the organism in Eukaryota, Fungi, Basidiomycota, Agaricomycetes, Agaricales, Omphalotaceae. The record is from RefSeq and is a predicted model, not a curated record. The transcript has a single exon. The annotation marks the transcript as partial.
CAGAAGUUGGAACGCCGCAUUCAAAUCGCUUCUGCCAUGGUACAAAUAGCGCAGGCUCUCGACAAUGAACAACAGUACAAUUGUUGGUCCGAUAUCCUCAAUGCUCUUAGUCGACUUGGUAUUGCGGGCAUGUCCGACGACGAUGAGGUUUUAGACACCCAAGGAAAACAAGGAAUCAUUGUAUACUCCCCUGCAUUUCGCCAUUCGCAGUUCGAUGAACUUUUUGACAAAGUCGAUAUGACCCGAGCACUUGAGAAACACUUCUUCACUGGUGUAGGGCGAAAACGACUUCCGCGGAUUCGUGGAGAGGAGCAGGUCAAACGCUCCCCUCCUGCAAACCUUCCUCAGUCGUACUAUCGCCCUGACUAUCUGGAGGCUAUGCGGAAGGGCCUUAUGAUUCAGGUGGAAAUC